AUGGUCACUACUCGCGAUCAAUCGACUGAAGUUCUUGUCGGUGAUAUUAUUCGAAACUCAACGGAUAUGAAAGAAAUAGCAAGAAUCGAUCUUUUAUCUGAUGCGGACAAUGUCGAUACAGAUGCUACUGUGAAGAAAAGAAUAAAUGCAAAAACUCCAGUGAAUGAUCCGAUAGUUGACUAUAAAUACAAUGGUGAUGUUUAUCAAAAUAAGAAACAUGGCAAGGGUACAUUAACAUGGGCAGAUGGACGAACCUUUACUGGACAUUUCUAUGGCGAUAAAAGACAUGGAUUUGGUUCGUUUGAGAUACCAACUCACUCUGCAUUUAAAGGUUUAUAUCGUGAUGACGAACGUUUUGGUCCUGGUAUUGUAUCAUAUACAAACUCUCAGAAUGAAGAAGUUGGCUAUUGGUUAGAAAAUGAUUUAGCUCGUUUAUGUACAAAUUCAUCUUUAACACUCGAUAUAACUAUCACUGUUCAAUAUUCAAAAACAAUCAAAGUUCGCUCUUGGUUUUCACACGAAGAAAUAUUAGACCAUCAUUCAAAGACACUAUUUGUCGAUUCAAUUGAUAAAUAUACAAAAUAUUUCGAACAACAUCGAGUAUUUAUCGAUCAAGCUUUACAAGAUCGACAUGACUCGCUAAAUACUUAUUUGAAUAGUAUGAAAAAUGUGAAAAGACAAGACGUGGAAUAUGAAGAUGAGUGUCUGACAGAUGAUCGUUAUGUGGAAAUGCCAAAUUUAACACCAGAAAUAAGAGAUUUAUAUUAUUAUACAAAUAAAUUUUGGCCGUUAAGACAAUAUUCAGACGUGGCAAUGGAGCAGAUUGCUACAAAUAAUCGUGAUCAAUUUUUACCAGGUGGUCCACUUGAACAAGCGUCGUUGAAUCUUAUUGAAUAUGCCUAUCGUGGAAUGUUAAAAGAAGUUCGUGAUAUUGUUAACAGAAAACAAGCAUUUGUUGAUGUUAGUGACGAUCACGGUUACACUGCACUUCAUAUGAGUUCAUAUCAAAUUCAUAUACCAGUAAUUAAUUUUUUGCUUGAUUCUGGUGCAAAUGUGAAUCAAAUGACUGAUAGCUGUCUGACACCGUUAAUGUUUUGUUUUAUUCAAUAUUAUGCCAAUGAUACAAUGCAAAAUAUUGCACUUGAGCAUCGUGAUCCUACUGUGUUGAGACCAGCUCCAGAACAAACUCAUACGUCAUUAAAUUCACAUCGAGAACAAAUAGUACAAUAUGAGUCAGCUCCAGUCAAACAAACAUCUGAUUUUGAUAGUCAAUUACCACCAUCCUAUGGUUAUGAAAUAACAUCGGAACUACGCAACAAAAUCAAAGAUGAAACAUUUAGGCAAUCAAUUUAUGACACAAUCAUGUUAUUGUUACGCCGCGGUGCUGAUCCAACAUUGAGUGAUUGGCCAUUUCCCGUGUUGUGUUUUGCUAUACGAGCUGGUGAUUUAGAUAUGGUCAAUCUUCUGUUAAAGAAAAAAGCAGAUGUCAACUGUAAAAUAAGUGACCGUUUUGCUCGAUUAUCUGCUCUGCACAUUGCAUGUGGAUGUAUGUCGGAGAAAGCAUUAGAUAUUUGUAAAGUGUUAAUUCAAUCAGGCGCUUAUGCGACAGCAGAAACGAAAUGUGGAACGGAAUAUUUGACUAUGGCCGAUCCGAUUCUAAUCGAUAUGCACUCAGCGAAGGUUGCUGCAUCAUCUGGACGUACACCUCUUCACAUUGCUUGUUCGCGAACUGACUCUUUAUCUGUUGAAAUUGUACGUCUUUUGUUAAACUCAAAUGCUAAUCCAAAUGCAGUUUGUAAUGGACAAAGUCCACUCACUUUGGCAAUAGCAAAUGGGAAUGAACCUGUGGUAGAUUUACUUUUGAAACAUCCUAAUACAGAUCCAUCAAUAGCACUCGGAUGGGGAAAUGGAAAUGCUUUAUGUAGUAUACUUUCAACGCUGUACGAACAAAAAUGGCCAUUUCAAAAACGAAUACAAUUGAUUGAACGUUUAAUCGAAAAAAAUCCUCAAAUUUUGUAUCCGGUCACUUUUGGUCCAAAAAGAACGAUUGGUUCUGUUGUAGAUUAUGCUUAUCACAUGUUUUUUACAGAUCAUCGUAUUGCUCAUACUCCCUAUCAUUCGUUAAAUAAUCCAGAAAGAUUGGUUUAUAAUGAUCGAAAAGAAUUAUUAGCAUUUAUAGCUAAACGUUUUCGUGAAGAAGCGGUUACACAUGAAAAUCUAUUAAGAUUAUCCACACCAGUUUCUAUUCUGUCUGUUGAUAGAACACCAAGCAUUGUCAUGUUUAUACAACCAGAAUCCAGUUUACAGUCGCAAGCAGACGUUGCCAGUGAAUUCAAGUACGAGUUAAUAGACGUCUACAUUACAUUAACUAAAUUUUUCGAUUUAUAUUAUAGAGGAACUGAAUUACGUUAUUGUGCUAAUUGUGGUCGAAGUACCGGUGUUCGUCUAACAAAUUGUAACCGAUGUAAUAAAGUAGCAUUUUGUUCAAAACCAUGUAAAGUUACUGGAUGGAAUACAUUCCAUAAAAAAGAAUGCAAAAGAUCACCAACCACAACAGUCGAUACCACUUCAACGAAAAAGAGCAUCAAUGUUAACGAAAAAUUAUUCAAAGACAGUGUUUUAGCCAUGAAAACACCUGCUCUUAAAUUGCCACCAUUAUCCGUAUCCAAAUUAUUAAGAAUGAAACGAAAAGGACUCAAAUCACUCCAACGGCAACCAACCGUAAUACUCAGUGAUAUUAAUUUGUCAUGGAAUCCAACAUAUCAAGCACCAGAAAAUUAUAGUUUCAAUUAG
This is a messenger RNA of Didymodactylos carnosus, 2793 nucleotides long. Lineage: Eukaryota; Metazoa; Rotifera; Eurotatoria; Philodinida; Philodinidae. The record is from the annotation of a GenBank genome assembly.